Bemisia tabaci is the source of this 1741-nucleotide messenger RNA. The record is from RefSeq and is a predicted model, not a curated record. Lineage: Eukaryota; Metazoa; Arthropoda; Insecta; Hemiptera; Aleyrodidae.
UGUGCUUGAAGUAGCUCUUCACCUCCAUUCUUACCGUGCUUAUUUCCCCGAAGUAUAACUCUUGAAUUUUAAAUUUUUUCAGAUAAUCAUGGAUUCAGACUUGUAAGUUGUAAUUGUAACUUAUAAAUGUAAAUCCGUGACCAGUGUUGGAAAACCUGUGACAAGAAAAUGAAGAAUACUCUGUUCGUGCUCGUUUUCGGAUUCGUCUGUCAAUUAGAAUCAGGGGAUGGCAGCGAAAGUGAAGUGCGGCAACAAAAUGAAAUAUGGCAGACAAAGAAAUUGAAGCCGGUUCACUAUGGAUCCCUUGAUGCAAAGGCGGUGAAUCUCCUAUUUGAAGAUUUCAUCAGCCAAUAUAAUAAACAAUACUUGAGCCCCGCAGAGAAGGAGAAGAGAUUGAAAAUAUUCUCGGAGAAUUUGAAGGAUUUCGACAGAUUGAAUGAUGCUGAGAGAGGGACCGCUCGCUACGGUGUAAACCAAUUUGCCGACAUGACAGUUGAAGAAUUCAAACAGACAAUGCUGACAUUGAGGAAAGAUGAAUUACCGAAGACAGAAAGUCGAUCCAGUGAUGAGCUGGGGCUGGAUGGUUUGAAAAUUCCCAAGAAUCUCGAUUGGAGAGAAAAAGGGGCGGUAACACCUAUUAAAGAGCAGAGGUACUGCGGUUCAUGCUGGGCGUUUUCGGCCGUUGCCAAUUUAGAGGGUCUGUAUUACAUAAAACACAAAAAGUUGGAGACUUUCUCGGAGCAACAGUUGGUGGACUGCGACCCUCUGUCAAAGGGUUGUAACGGUGGAUGGAUGUCGUAUGCAAUCGAGUAUGUGAAGCAGGCAGGCGGACUCCAGUCAACUCCUACUUACCCUUACAAAGCCAGACAAGGAAAUUGCUCUGCCGACGCAUCCCUUGCCGUCGUCAAGGUUAAAGAAAAUAUUGAGCUUCCCGCGAAAAAUGAGAAGAAAAUGGCCCAGGCCGUUUUCAAGCAUGGGCCCAUAUCGGUCGCUCUUGAUGCAAGAGCCAUGAGGGCUUAUCUAGAUGGCAUUGCGCACCCCCCGGAAACAAUGUGUGGCAAGGACGAAGAUACGCUCAAUCAUGGAGUCACACUGGUUGGAUAUGGCGUCCAAGUGGUUGACACGGGAAAUAAGAAGAAGACGCGGUUGCCCUACUGGAUUGCAAAGAACAGCUGGGGACCUAGAUGGGGCGCUAAAGGCUACUACUACAUAUAUCGUGGAGAUGGCUCUUGCGGAAUAAGUUUAUACCCAAGCACAGCUGUCAUUUAUUGAUUUAGACGACAAGCCAUGAUGCGGAGGCAAUGCAGCUCUGAAACUUUGAGUUUUUACUCGUCUUAAUACAGCCUUCCAUGUGUAACGAAAGAGGCUGCACGCAGUUGUAAAUUUUGAAACCUAACGUUUAGAUCAAAAUACAGAUUCCUGACUGGAAAAACAGUAUGAUUUUUUACCAUCUUUGCUCUCACAAAUAACCCAAACUACAAGACUUCUUGAUGAAAUUAUACACGUUUGUCACCAUCAAUUGGACGUAUUUAUGCUAAAAGGAACUAUGUUGUAUGCUAGCCUUAUGCACAUAGUUCCUUUUAGCAUAAGGAAGUCCAAUUAAUGAUACUAAAAAUUAGGGGAAAAACUUUUUAGAAACACUUAUGCGUAUGUUCUCUGUGAAGAUCAUGUGACAGGAUGGAUUCGAGUGCAAGAAAAAAAUCAUUGUUGUAUUUCAUCCGAUUAAAUUUCAUUAAAAGCA